Molecule: messenger RNA, 1558 nt
Organism: Lycium ferocissimum
Lineage: Eukaryota; Viridiplantae; Streptophyta; Magnoliopsida; Solanales; Solanaceae
Product: UBP1-associated protein 2A-like
Exons: 4
Coding region: 1-1257 (418 amino acids)
Molecular function (GO): zinc ion binding; RNA binding
Source: RefSeq, a predicted model, not a curated record
AUGCAACAAUACAAUGCAGCUGAAAGGAUCUUUGAGAUUCUGACAUUUGCACGCGAAGGUAAGGGCGGAAAUAUCCAUAAAGUCUCUGUCGAAGGGAAAAAGUGUUCGUGUGGGAAGUGGAGAAACUACCAUAUGCCAUGUUCACAUGCAAUUAAAUUUUGUUAUAUCCGCGGAAUUCAACCAAAGACCUAUGUUAGCAAGUACUAUAGUUGCAGGUUUUACAAACAAACGCACAGUGAAAAUUUUUCACCGUUGGGUGAUGAGGCAUAUUGGCCACCUUCUCCCUUCAGUACUAGAACAAUACCAAAACACGUCGUACAUGACGCAGAAGAAGAAGAAGAAACACUCGAGAAGCUUCUAGAACCAUUCUCAGAGGAUCAACUUACAAAGCUUAUCAAACAAGUUAUAGCUAAAAACCCUAAUUUCAAAGUGCAUAUUCAAAAACUUGCCGAUAAAGAUUCGACACACAGGAAAAUCUUCGUGUACGGAUUAGGUUGGGAUACAACAGCUGAAACCUUAACUGGUGUGUUUGAAAAGCACGGUGAAAUUGAGGCUUGCAAUGCCGUUACGGAUAAGGUUUCGGGGAAAUCAAAAGGUUAUGGGUUUAUAUUGUUUAAACAUAGGAGUAGUGCUAGGAAAGCUUUGAGAGAACCACAGAAGAAAAUUUGUACAAGGAUGACUUCUUGCCAGCUGGCGUCUGCUGGUCCGGUGCCAGUCCCGGUCCCACAGGUCCUCGGGGUUUCGGAGUAUACGCAGAGGAAGAUUUUUGUAAGCAAUGUGGCUGCUGAUCUUGAUCCUCAAAAGUUGUUGGAGUUUUUCUCAAAGUUUGGUGAAGUUGAGGAGGGUCCACUUGGAUUGGAUAAGCAAACUGGGAAACCUAAGGGGUUUUGUUUGUUUGUGUAUAAGAGUGUUGAGAGUGCAAAGAAGGCAUUGGAGGAGCCACAUAAGAGCUUUGAAGGGCAUAUCCUUCAUUGUCAGAAGGCAAUUGAUGGGCCAAAACACAGUAAGCAGCAACAACAUUACCCUCAGCAGCAGCAACAACAACAUUAUCAGCGUCCUGCAAAGAAGGCGAAAUAUUCAGGUAGCAGUGGCGGUGCAGCAUCAGCUGAGCAUUUGAUGGCGCCAUCAGGGUCUGCAAUUGUGGGAUUCAACCCUGCUGUUGCAGGGGUGACUCCAGCUCUUGGGCAGGCGCUGAUAGCCCUAUUAGCUAUGCAAGGAGCAGCUAGUUUGGGGAUGGGAAAGUGGUACCUGUUGUAAAUAACUAUUGGUUAGACAAUGUAAAUUUGGUUUUGGGGCAACAGGAUGUGAUUAGCCAUUCCCAUUGAUUUAUUUAUGAAAUUUUCCAAUCUGCAUUGGUUGGACCAGGGGAUUUCUAGUAAUAAGUUAUGAAAAGAAAGAGUUAAGAUGUUAUAUUAAAUUACUUUAUAAGCAGGACUUCAUCGUCCACGCGGAGUAGUUCUAGAAUUUUGUCUUUUGGUGCUCUAAGAUAUUGUUCAUCCUGCCUCUCUAGCUGUGCCCUUUUCUUAACGGAUAAAAAUGUCAGGUGCCUUAUUUUUUU